This is a messenger RNA of Ruditapes philippinarum (Manila clam), 2811 nucleotides long. RefSeq names its product U4/U6.U5 tri-snRNP-associated protein 1-like. Bases 86 to 2404 code for a protein of 772 amino acids. Gene Ontology annotation, cellular component: U4/U6 x U5 tri-snRNP complex. The transcript is spliced from 19 exons. Gene Ontology annotation, biological process: mRNA cis splicing, via spliceosome; maturation of 5S rRNA. The record is from RefSeq and is a predicted model, not a curated record. NCBI's taxonomy places the organism in Eukaryota, Metazoa, Mollusca, Bivalvia, Venerida, Veneridae.
ACUUUGUUUAUAUUGUUAUUUUUAAUUUAAUACAUCAAAUUGUUUGACAUUUGACAUAAUAUUGUAAUUGUGAAAUAAAGAUAAAAUGGGUUCUUCGAAAAAACACAAGGAGAAAGAUCGAGAACACAAAAAGAAACGAAAACACCGUUCCCGGUCCAGAGAAAGGUCUCGUUCCAAAGAACGCGAAGUUAAAAGGCGACAUAGAGGGAGAGACGAUGACAGAUAUUAUGAACAACAUCCAGAAGGAUUCGACAGGGAAGAAGGAGAAAUUGAAGAUAAUAAUCCAGCUUUGAAACCUGAACCUACUGGGGCAUCUUCAGGUGGUGGUGGUGGUGACAUCAGUUUGUCAAUUGAGGAGACAAAUAAAUUGAGGGCAAAACUUGGUUUAAAACCUUUGGAAGUGUCAACAGGAGCACCAGAUUCAGAGAAAGAAUCUUUGAGAGAUGCAGUACACAAGCCAGCAGAGAGCUGGACACAGGCUAAAAAGACAGAAAAAAUUAAAGACAAAUUAGAGAGGUCUAAACAACGGAGAGAAAUAAGCAGCAAAUUAGAUAAGAUAAAGACAUUAGGAGAGAGUGACUCAGAUGAGGAUGCUGCAACAUGGGUGAGGAAAAACAGAAUGAAACAGAGGGAAAAGGACAGAGCAGAAAAAACUGCUCGUAUGUUAGAGGAGAUGGAUGAAGAAUUUGGGAUAGGAAAUCUUGUAGAAGAAGAAUUCAAACAGGAUAAAACAAAGCGCUAUUCAUCCAAAGAUUUGAAAGGAUUAAAAGUUCAACAUGAUGUAGGCAGUUUUAAAGAAGGACAGACUGUGAUACUUACAUUACAAGAUAGAGGUGUGUUGGAUGAGGGUGAUGAAGCUGAGACAUUGGUGAAUGUUAAUAUGAUAGAUAAUGAGAAAGCCAACAAGUUUGUAGAAUUGAUGAAGAAGAAACCUGAUUAUAAUCCUUAUGAUGAUGCUGAAGAAGAUGAAUAUGGAUUGUUUAAACCCAAAGAUGUUUUAGCAAAGUAUGAUGAUGAGAUAAGAGGAGAGAAGAAGAAAGAUUUCCAGCUUGGUGCUAGGGGUACAUAUAAUUCUGAACAAGACAAACAGAUGGAGAGAAUUACGGCUGAACUCAGGGCACAAUCUCAAACUUUGUCAUCUCAAUUGACAUUGGCAUCAGAAUAUAUGACAGCAGAAGAGGCGCAAGCUAAGUUUAGGAAAGUGAAGAAAAAAGUCAGGAAAAUAAGAAAGAAGAAAAUGUUGAAGGCAGAUGAUCUUCUUCCAUUGCCAGAUGAAACUUCCAUGAACUAUGGUUCAAGAUUGAGUGGGAGGCAAGAGGAAAGUGCUGUUAUCCCUGGUCUAGAGACAUCCGAGCCAGUGCCCGGCAUGGAGUACCAGGAAGAUAUCAAACCAUUUAUCCCACCUAAACCUACAUUAGAGGAUGUCAGUGAUGAUAUAGAAUCUGAUGAAGAUGAUGUUGAAGUAGAGGAUUUGACAGGGGUAAGGAUAGAUGAAGAUGAGGCGAAUAUGGAGUUACAAUCAGCACUUGAUAAAGCCAGGAAACUUAAACAGAAGAAAGAUAAAUUAAAUCCUGACAAAAUAGCUGAAAGAAUAAAAGCUGAUGAAGAUACAGACAUGGAAGUAAAAGAAAAGGGAAUAUCAAUAACAUUAAAUGCUACCUCAGAGUUUUGUCGUGCUCUUGGUGAUAUACCUACAUAUGGACAGUCAGGCAACAGAAAUGAAAUAGAAAAAGAUGAACUUAUGGAGUUAGAAAAAGAAUUGAUAGAGGAGAGGAGAAGAAUGGAGGAGGAAGAGGAAGAUGAACAAUCUGGGUGGAACAGAGUGGAGAUUGAUGAAACACCUGUUAAUAUCGAGGGUGAGGAAGGGGCUAUUUUAGAAGAUGAACCAGUUUUAAACAAAGGUAUUGGACAGGCACUUAAUGUAGCUGUUAACAAAGGUUUUCUACAGAAGGAGAAGUUGAAGUCACAGAAAAUGAGCAAAAAUAUGUUAGAAAUGACAGCACAGAAUUAUUCAAUAGAAGAUAAAAGAUAUGAUGACUUGGAUGAGAAAUAUAAGAAGCGUGACAGAUAUACUGGCAUGUUGAUGGACUUUAAAGAGAAGGACAGUUAUAAACCGGAGGUAAAGCUAGAGUAUGUUGAUGAAUCAGGCAGACAUUUGAAUCAGAAGGAAGCAUUCAGACAAUUAUCUCAUAGAUUUCAUGGUAAAGGAUCUGGCAAAAAGAAAACUGAAAAACGUGGCAAGAAACUUGACGAGGAGCAUUUAAUGAUGAAGAUGAGUGCAACAGACACGCCAUUGAAUACUGUAGCAUUGUUGAAGGAGAAACAACAACAAGAGAAAACACCAUACAUCCUACUUACUGGAAACAAAGGAUUCACACAGACAAUGGUGAAACCAUCAACUUGAGGCUGUAGAUAGUGGAGUAUGGACAUGAUAAUACAGUAUUUACAGGACACUUCACAAAUCCUGUUCUCCUGAUCCAACAAGACAGCUUCUACUGUGUGCAGGGAACAUUUCAGUGUCUACAUUUUUUCAAUCAGAUUGCAUUUUGCAAUAUUUUAAUGGUGAUAUGUUAGGCACAUUUUAAAAUUAUGAAAAGGUUAUUUAUAACAUACCUGCAAAUCGGUAUGUUAACAACCUUUGAUAUAAAUUAAGUUUCAAGUACAGAUAGUAAAAUACACAAAGUGUAAAGGCACAAUGAAUUAUUUGCUGUUAAAAUUGUUAGCAUUAAAAAAUGCUGAAUUGUAAACGUGAAUAAAUGUACAUUUAGUGACAUUUGUGAAAAACUAAAAUUGAUUUUGUAAAAAUGAUGG